AUGGCAAUUAAGUUCCCUGGCUCGAAGAGGGCCUUCAACUGGUACAUUUCUCUCGUGGCGGCAGCAUGCAUGGUGCUUUAUGGUUAUGAUGCUUCCGUAUAUAAUUCCGUUCAAGGCUCAAAAAAUUGGGUCGCCCACUUUAAUCAUCCAGAUAAUAACAUGAUCGGAGCUGUCAAUACCGCCUACACAGUCGGCGCCAUUUUCGGUGGUUUCUUUCUAGGUGGUCCUACUGCCGACUUCUUGGGCCGGAAAGUUGGUAUGGGCAUUGGUUGUGCCUUUGUCAUUGUCGCCACAUUCAUGCAGGCUUGGGCACCGCGUCAUAAUAUCGCUUGCUUCCUCGCUGGACGAUGCAUCAUUGGUAUUGGCCAGGGUAUUGCGUUGACCUCCGGUCCGAUCUACAUUGGCGAACUGGCGCCCCCUGAGAUCCGUGGAAAGAUCAUGACUUUCUGGCAAAUGUUUUACUCAGUUGGAUCCUUCAUCUGCUUCUGGGUGAAUUAUGCCUGCACCAAACAUACGAAAAAGCUGGGCGAGUGGGACUGGAAGAUGGUCGUGAUCUUCCAGCUCCUUGUUCCAGUCCUCAUCCUCAUCUUGCUGCCAACUAUUCCUGGCAGCCCUCGAUGGUAUAUCCAGCGCGGCAACAACAUCGACCAGGCUCGUGCAGCACUUCAGAAAGUCCGUGAGACCGAGGAGGAGGUCGAAGACGAGCUGUUGAGGAUUCGGGAAGCCAUUGAAUAUGAGAAGGAAGCGAUCUCUGGAAACUAUUCGGCGCUCUGGAAGGACAAAUCCCUCCGCAAGCGUAUGGCUCUUGCCCUCGUCAUCAACGCUGGUCAGCAAAUCACUGGACAAGGUAGCUUGAACUCGUACUCGACCAAGAUUUACCAGAAGGUGUUCACCCAGGCCUCCCAAAUUGCUCUUAUCAAUGCCCUCAACGCCACUUUCGGCAUUCUAUUCACGCUUAACGCUGUGUGGAUCAUCGACCGAUUUGGACGCAAAUUCCUUCUUAUUGUCGGUGCCAUCGGCAUGGGACUCUGCAUGAUCAUCGUCGCCGCAGUCGAGACCGAAACACCAUCAUCACCUGGAGGCGCGAAGACACAGCCUGUUGGUAUAUCCAUUGUGUUCUUACUCUUCCUAUUCAUAUUCUUCUACAAACCUUCCUGGGGCGCGACGGUGUGGAUCUGGACGUCGGAGAUUUUCUCCAUGAACGUUCGAGCCCAGGCCGUCGGCAUGGCUUCGCAGACCCAGAACGUCGCCAACACCAUCUUCCAGCAGUUCUUCCCUACCUUCCUCGACAACUGUGGGUUCUACGCAUUCUACAUGUUCGCCGGCAUCAACUUCCUCCUCGCCGUGUUUGUGUACUUCUUCAUUCCCGAAACCAAGCAGGUUCCCCUGGAAGAAAUCGAUGCUCUGUUCGGCGGCGCCAACCACGUCACCCAUGGAGAGGAUCUCAUUACCUCUGAGAAGCAGCAGGUGACUCACAAGGAGUAA
Messenger RNA from Aspergillus ochraceoroseus IBT 24754, 1485 nucleotides. RefSeq names its product putative MFS sugar transporter. Gene Ontology annotation, molecular function: carbohydrate:proton symporter activity. The coding region runs from base 1 to 1485 and encodes 494 amino acids. Gene Ontology annotation, cellular component: membrane. The transcript has 5 exons. Gene Ontology annotation, biological process: carbohydrate transport; transmembrane transport. The record is from RefSeq and is a predicted model, not a curated record. NCBI's taxonomy places the organism in Eukaryota, Fungi, Ascomycota, Eurotiomycetes, Eurotiales, Aspergillaceae.